Morchella sextelata is the source of this 2604-nucleotide messenger RNA. RefSeq lists its product as uncharacterized. Bases 1 to 2604 code for a protein of 867 amino acids. The record is from RefSeq and is a predicted model, not a curated record. Gene Ontology annotation, molecular function: DNA-binding transcription factor activity, RNA polymerase II-specific; zinc ion binding; DNA binding. The transcript is spliced from 3 exons. Lineage: Eukaryota; Fungi; Ascomycota; Pezizomycetes; Pezizales; Morchellaceae. Gene Ontology annotation, cellular component: nucleus. Gene Ontology annotation, biological process: DNA-templated transcription.
AUGAGUCUGAACAAGUCGGGCGAAAAUGGGAGUAGCGGUAAUAGCAUUAGUAGUAGUGGAGCGACAGCAGUCGCUACAACUGCUGGAGCAACAACUACUACUAAUGCUGCCCCCAGUACAGUCACCAAUAACACCUCCGGCACUUCUUCUUCCUCUAGCGCUGUUCCCCAAGCGAACGCGACGAUAUCCACAAACGGAUCAUCCUCGUCAUCCGCUGCCUCUCAACCUCAGAAUCCUCCCCAGAAAUCAACCGGUAAUGCAGGAAAGUCCACGGGAUCCAGUGUCAAUGGAGAGAAUGGGACGAGUCGGGGUCGAAGAGACCGGCCUUGCGAUGCUUGCCGCAGGCGAAAGAGCAGGUGUGUCAUGAACGAGGGCGCAGAGAUAUGUGUACUUUGCCAGUUCCAUAGUCAGGAAUGUACCUUCGUGCAAUCGCCACAGCCACGGAAGCGACGAUUGGCAUCUUCCAGUGUACAAGGCUCGGAAGAGCGAUCUGUCAAUAAGAAGCGAAGCAGGUCUACCGAGCCAGAUUCACCGCAAGAAACUCGCGGCAAUGUUUCGGUAGACGAACACUCCAACCAACGUGGACAAUCGCUCCUCAAAGAGACUUUGGGUCUCCAGAGUAACCGGCACACUCAGUUGAUAGGCCCCACGAGCGAAUAUGAGUCUUGCUUGAUAGACUUGUGCCCAUUCGACAGCAAGGACGAGUAUUCACUCUCCUCUAUGGGGGGAUCUUUCCGCCGGGUAUCCGACGAAACCACGUUCCUUGUGUUUCCCGACCACUCGACGCAGAAUCACGUGGAGACAUUUGAGGACCUGGAUGCUAUUGAACGCAUCGUUGCACCACAUGGGUUAUCGCUCAUAAAAUUGUAUUUCAGAAUCGUGCACCCCUCAUUUCCGAUUCUGCACAAGAGGGUAUUCCUUGAAAAGUAUUCCCGAUCAUACCGAGAGUUCUCACCGCCGUUAUUAGCCGCAGUUUACAUCCUUGCCCUCAACUGGUGGUCAUACGACAGGGACCUCUCUGCGCUGAAGAAACCUGAUGCUCAGGCACUCGAGAAGCUCGCUAGCAAGACAAUCUCUGACGUCAUGCACCGGCCUAAAUUAUCUACCGUCCAAGCCGGCCUUCUGCUUCUUCAGCAGCACUCAGAUCUCAAAAGUGGAAGUUGGGCACUAACGGCGCAGCUGGUGGCAGUUGGGCAAGACCUAGGCCUGCAUCUAGAUUGCACCUCGUGGAAGAUCCCUAGUUGGGAGCGCGGACUCCGAAAGCGUCUAGCAUGGGGACUUUUCAUGCAAGACAAAUGGGGUGCGCUAACCCAUGGCCGGCCCUCCCAUAUCACGAAAGCGAAUUGGGCAGUACCCCCCGUUAAUUCGGACGACUUUCCGGAACGGGCAGAGGACGAAUCCGACGACGAAGGGGGAUCAUCGGAGGUGGAGAAGGGUCGGAUGCUAUUCGAACAGAUGAUUGUGCUAAGUGGAAUAAUGGCGGAUGUUUUGGAGACAUUUUUCACGAUUGAAGCUCAGAGUGGACUGGGUGGACGCGGGGGUACGAACAGAGUUCUGGAGAGGGCGAAACCGAUUCAGAUACGGUUGAAGGAGUGGUUUACGAAACUGCCGGAUUGUCUUAGGAUGGAUUCAACAAGGUUGAGAAAAUUAUCUUCUAACGGCUAUCUUCAUCUUGCGUACUUUGCGACAGAAAUAACCCUCCACCGUCAAAUUCUCCGCUCCCUUACCCCACCAACCAAUGUCGACCCAUACCUGUUGCACAUUUGCCGCUCUGCAGCCAAAACUCGUCUCAUCUCCGCCAUGGACUUUGUCAACCGUCUCAAACCCGAACAUCUUCAAUCGUUCUGGUAUUUUGCUUCAAAGGUUAACUUUGCACUGAUCGGGACGUUCGGAUCGUUGCUUUGGGCGACUUCCCCGAGUGCCCAGGAGGCUGAAUUCUAUAAAGCACGGCUCAGUGAGUAUAGGUGGACGCUUCGUGUUUCAUCACGAGGCGCAGAGUUCAUGGAGUAUGCUGUUGGUGUGCUAGAUGCCUCCGCCGGGCACUCCCAACAAGAGCAAUUCAAGAAGAAGGGGCUAGGAAACGUGGCACCCGGAUACACAUCCACUGUAGGAGCUGGAGAGGGAUUCGGUUUGGGAAUGGGUGUUGGAAUGUCUGGAGGUGAAAUCCAACAGCAUCCAUCCAUCAUCAUGUCUCAACAAUGGCGUUCCAACGUUAUACCACACGAACGUGGGCAUACCCCCCCCGGAACUGGCGACGAGGACAGUGGGGACGAGAUGGACGAUGAGGGCGCAGAGACGGAUGGAUCUAGCACGUCAACCAGGCGUACUCGCGACCAAACAAACAGUCAAUCACCGAGCAUGAAGGCGUUCCACGGGUUUCCAUUCCACCACACUGAUAAUCCUUUCCCGCACAACGAUCCGUUGGCAACCAACGCUUCCACGCCCACAUCCACCACUUCCUCUGUAAUGGACUUCUUUAUGAUCCCCCAUAAUAACAUGAUGACAAGAAAUAAUGUUGUAUCAGCUGUCGGAGGUGGAGGUGGGGAGCUGGAUUUCCUGGCGACCACGGCGGGGUGGCAUAGUCGAAGAGACGGGGAUGAUUAA